AUGGUCAACAUUCCUAAGACCCGUAACACCUACUGUAAGGGUUCCAAGUGCAGAAAGCACACACCCCACAAGGUCACUCAAUACAAGGCUGGUAAGGCUUCUCUCUUCGCUCAAGGUAAGAGACGUUAUGACCGUAAGCAAGCCGGUUAUGGUGGUCAAACCAAGCCCGUCUUCCACAAGAAGGCCAAGACUACCAAGAAGAUUGUCCUCCGUCUCGAGUGUACUGCCUGUAAGUACAAGAUGCAACUCGCCAUCAAGAGAUGUAAGCACUUCGAGUUGGGUGGUGACAAGAAGACCAAGGGUGCUGCUCUUGUUUUCUAA
This is a messenger RNA of Mucor mucedo, 321 nucleotides long. RefSeq names its product zinc-binding ribosomal protein. Gene Ontology annotation, molecular function: structural constituent of ribosome. Bases 1 to 321 code for a protein of 106 amino acids. Gene Ontology annotation, biological process: translation. Gene Ontology annotation, cellular component: cytosolic large ribosomal subunit; ribosome. The record is from RefSeq and is a predicted model, not a curated record. The transcript has 3 exons. Lineage: Eukaryota; Fungi; Mucoromycota; Mucoromycetes; Mucorales; Mucoraceae.